Messenger RNA from Durusdinium trenchii, 1102 nucleotides. Lineage: Eukaryota; Dinophyceae; Suessiales; Symbiodiniaceae. The record is from the annotation of a GenBank genome assembly.
GCUUCGCACUCUGGCAUUGCUGGCAUCAAGCGCAGGGCUCUUGCUCCUGCUAGCUGGGCACUUCGCCUCAGAGGCCUUUGUCACGAGUUCGCUCAAGCAGGGCCGAGACCUUUCUGUCGGACGAGCUGUCUCCCACAGUGGCUAUGCGCAAGCCAGGUACCAGAAGGAGAUUAGGGAAAUGAACGAUGAGGAGCUUCAUGAUGUCAUCGCUUUUUCGCGGCAGAAGCUGCUACGUUUCCGCCUGGAGAAAUUCCGCAAAAAGAAACCAUCUGCGGGCAUGAAGUACGAAUGGCAAUACAAGAUUGCACUGGCCAAGACCUUCCUGAAGGAACGGGAGCGUGCAGCCUUGGCUGGCCAGGAGGUAACAACCGAACCUCUCUCGAAAGACUUCCCUGCCCGUCUCACCUUGGCUGAGCAGAUGAAGCAGGAUGAGGAUCUCGAGUUGGCCAAAGCCGAGUGGCAUGACAUUGGAGGUUGGGGUAGCAGGCCUGUUGGUUCAAAGGUGGACAACUACCCUCCACAAGUUGGCUUCGACAAGAGGUACUACAAGCUGUAUGGAAAGCUCUACGAUGCGAAGAAGAAAACCGAGAAACAAAGUGGAUGGUCCUGGGAUCCCAAGCUUUCCAAGAGGCCUACCGUUUUCCCUCCUGACGACUACCUGUAUCAGACUGCGAGCAAGGAAACUACCAAGCCUGAAGAUCGUGAAAGAGUGAGGUGGUGGGAUACCUUUGACAAGGAUUCCAUCGACAUCCACAGGGCCAGGAAGGUCCCACCGGGCCACGCAGGGUAUGGGCCUACUAUGGCAAUGACGGGCAACGGAAAGAGGGAGGGAGCUUGAGAAAUACCACAUUUAGGCCAAGGCAGCUGCAGAAGCCUUUGCCACAGAGAAGGCCACAGGUCCCAGCUCUGCAACACUCUUUGCGGGUGCAGCGCUUCUGGGCUUCAUGGCAGUCAGAGGCCGAAGACUUUGAAUGUGAGAGCUGAGCCACCUGCGUGAAUGGCUUCACCUGCAAAGGCAUGGCAAGAAGCACGUCUGAUUCUCUAGAUUUGACCUUCGGGCGGAGCAAGCCAAGCAGCCAUGCUGAAAAGACUUGUGACGAAA